AUCUAUCACUUUACAUAUCUUUGCGAGUUAAAACCGGUCGCCGACUUAUGCUAUAAAUAUAUUUACCAUAUCUUAUUAUAAUAUAAAUAGGUAUUCUGUAUUAGCGCGAUUUUGUUGUACCAGUAACCAAGGUACUUGGUUUCAGCAAGGACAAAAUGGCUGAAAAAGAAAAUGGCAGAGAAUAUUCAAGACUUCAACCGAAUCUAGUUGUAGAUCACCGGGAUCGUCAAAUCGCGGAUCUUAACGAGCGAAUCGAGCAGAUCGCCUCAAUGAUCUCCAACCCAUCGACACAUCGUUUAACUGAUCCAUUCCCUUUCUGUUCGCCUUGGCAAGUAAAGAUAGCGUCGCUAGACACGGUAAAAUCGAAUCCAGUUGCUUGGACGCUAUAUUGCCGUGAUUGGGUGGAAGGCAAACGAGAUACAAAAGCGAUACCAGAGGUUGAACGUCCGCCACAUAUGUCUCAUAUAAAUGGGGCCAGGCCAUUAAUGGCAACGCACACCGUCACUAGAGCUGCAUCUUUUACACAGCCGCUUUUACCACAAAGUGUCCAACCUUUAAUUUCCCCAAUCAACCAGGAAAAUACUUCUUGGUUAGUUAGUAAAACUGUGGUUACAAAUCUGACUCCAGUCAAUCAAGGCGCUAGCACAUCGACGGUAUUGGCCAACAACCCAACUACCAUGACUCUAGCAAGCCAAUCGAUCUUAAAACGCAAAGCCAAGAGUCCAUCAAAACUACGCAAGGAUCGGAUUAAAUUACAAGCAUUCAAGCAAAAAAAUAAAUAAAAUACUGAAUGACAAACGGGAGACAAGUUCAUA
Molecule: messenger RNA, 815 nt
Organism: Adelges cooleyi (spruce gall adelgid)
Lineage: Eukaryota; Metazoa; Arthropoda; Insecta; Hemiptera; Adelgidae
Exons: 2
Coding region: 156-782 (208 amino acids)
Source: RefSeq, a predicted model, not a curated record